AUGCUCUACACGCGGGCCCUCGUGGUGCUGUCGAGACGACCGCUGGUGGCGUACGGUCUGCCUGCCGGCAACGCCAGCGUGCGCUUCUGCGCCUCCUCCGCGCUGCCGCCCUCCUCGUCACAAUCUGAUAAGCCGGCGGAAGCAGCGAAGGCAUCUUCUGAGGGAACGCAGCUUUCACCUGCAGCGAAGCAGAGCGGGGUGGACACUGUAGCUGCAAACACGGUGGUAGCCGCCGGCACCCCAAACAGACAAGGAGCCUCUUCGCCAUCCUCUGAGAAGGGGGGAGUCUCAACGCCUGUGCCGGUUUCGGUGUGCCCGUCAAGUACUGGUGCGGAGGCUAGCGUCAAGGAGCCGACGCCGCAGCUCCAAGGGGGGAGGACUUCGCCACCGAAGCGGCCGGCGCCACCAGUACACGAGGCGAAUGUAAAUGAUGUUUUUGCCAAGGAUCGCGUCGUGCCGCGCGGUUUUGAGGCAUUUUAUGCGAAGAAUCUUGUGUCGAAGAUGCUGCCGCAGCGCACUCCAACUGAUUCGGUACAGCGCGCCUACACAUUGUCGCCGCAGGAGCGUGCUCUGAUUGCGCAAAUAGCAGCACGGGCGCGGUUGCAGCGGACGUGGCGCCACCUUGGCGUCCUCUCGAUGUUGCUCUCUGCGCUUAUUGGCUACCGGUGGUACACGGCCCAGGCGCGGCUUGACGCUGACGUGUCGAACUACAGCGCGGUUGUCGUGGACGUGCCCAGUCACACCGCCGUCUACGUGGACGAAAACGGCAGGUUCAUUGGCGUGCGCAACUUCAUCGACUUUACGACGUUCGAGAAGACAUGUGACCCGGAAAAGGAUGUGCUGAUUCAGUUCAGCACCUACUACCCAUGGAUCCCGAUGCUGCUGCUGUGUCUGCUGCCGGUGCUGGCUGUUGUGAACGCUGGCUUCAACGGGUCGGCCCGCAUGAUCACGAUGGCGGCGCAGGCGGAGAAGAGCCGGUUUACGUUCAAGCGAGAAAUGUCGGUAAGCACGCGGCUGAAGGACGUGGCGGGGCUGACGGAGGCAAAGCACGAGGUGGUGGAAGUGAUAGACUUCCUCAAGCAGCCGGAGCGGUAUCAGGCGCUUGGUGCGAAGCUGCCGAAGGGUGUGCUGCUCGACGGCCCACCUGGUGUCGGCAAGACGCUGCUGGCCAAGGCGGUAGCUGGCGAGGCCAUGGUGCCAUUUGUCAGCUGCUCGGGCAGCGAGUUUGAGGAAGUGUACGUCGGUGUCGGCGCUCAGCGGGUGCGCGAGCUGUUUCGCGAGGCGCACAACUGCAAGCCAUGUGUCGUGUUUAUUGACGAAAUUGACGCCUUUGGCCGCAAGCGCCGAUCGGACGGCAAUGGAAGCUCGCGGGGCACGUUGAACGCCUUCCUCGCGGCGCUGGACGGAUUCAAGGAUGCGUCUGGCAUCAUGGUGCUGGCGGCCACGAACCGUGCCGAUAUUCUGGACAACGCUCUGACGCGCUCCGGUCGCUUCGAUCGCAAGAUCUCGCUCGAGAAACCGUCCUACAAGGACCGUGUGGCGAUCGCGCUAGUGCAUCUGCAGCCGCUUCACCUUGACCCGUCGUCCUCGCUGCAAAACUACGCCGAGACGGUGGCGGCGCUGACGCCCGGCUGCAGCGGUGCUGACAUCUUCAACGUGUGCAACGAGGCAGCGAUCCAGGCGGCGCGUGAGGACAAGGAGUAUGUCGGGGCACCGCACUUCCACUUGGCUGUGGAGCGGGUGCUUGUCGGUCUUGAAAAGAGCGCUGUCAAGUACACGCCGCACGAGAAGGAGCGACUGGCGUACCACGAGGCAGGGAUUGUGGUGCUGAAUUGGUUCCAGAGCGACACGGAUCCGGUCAUCAAGACCACCAUCCUGCCGCGCGGCCGCCACCGCACGGGCGUGACGCAGAAGCUGCCGCAGAACACUUACAUCUCGACGCAGGAGAGACUGCUGCAGCGCAUUGUGGGCCAACUGGGCGGCUACGUAUCUGAGGAGCACUUCUUCAGCGACGUCUCGACGAGUGCGGCAGGAGAUUUGCAGAUGGCGACGAACAUGGCACGUGACAUGGUGUGCUUGUAUGGCAUGGACCCGGUGCAUAUUGGGCACAUGGGGUUCGAGCUUGACCGCGACGACACGCUGCAGAAGCCGUUUGGCCCAGAGAAGGAGAACGCUGUCGACAUUGCCGUGGAGACGAUUGUGCAAUCGUGCCUGAGUCGGGCGCGAGCUCUGAUGCAGGAGCACUUGUAUCACACCCGGGUCAUUGCAGGGCAGCUGCUGAAGCAAGAGACGCUAAAUGCACAUGAGCUCUGGCUCGCCCUUGGCGACCGCCCUGUUAUGACGAAGGAGUUCCAGACCUACUUAGAAAGCUAA
Leishmania braziliensis MHOM/BR/75/M2904 is the source of this 2373-nucleotide messenger RNA. Its product is annotated as putative mitochondrial ATP-dependent zinc metallopeptidase. Gene Ontology annotation, cellular component: m-AAA complex. Gene Ontology annotation, biological process: protein-containing complex assembly; mitochondrial protein processing. The record is from RefSeq and is a predicted model, not a curated record. NCBI's taxonomy places the organism in Eukaryota, Euglenozoa, Kinetoplastea, Trypanosomatida, Trypanosomatidae. The transcript has a single exon. Gene Ontology annotation, molecular function: ATP-dependent peptidase activity; ATP binding; ATP hydrolysis activity. The coding region runs from base 1 to 2373 and encodes 790 amino acids.